Messenger RNA from Malassezia sympodialis ATCC 42132, 213 nucleotides. It is a transcript of the gene TIM10, whose product is annotated as Tim10/DDP family zinc finger protein. Gene Ontology annotation, cellular component: mitochondrial inner membrane. Gene Ontology annotation, biological process: protein insertion into mitochondrial inner membrane. NCBI's taxonomy places the organism in Eukaryota, Fungi, Basidiomycota, Malasseziomycetes, Malasseziales, Malasseziaceae. The record is from RefSeq and is a predicted model, not a curated record.
AUGAUCACGGAUGUGUUCAACCGGCUCGUUUCGGCGUGCCACACCAAGUGCAUUAGCGACCGCUACGCCGAGGCUGACCUGAACAAGGGCGAGAGCGUAUGUGUGGACCGUUGCGUCAGCAAGUUCUUCGCCGUGAACGCCAAAGUGGGCGAGCACAUGCAGGCCAUGGGCCAGGCCGCCGGCGCCGCGAACGGCGGCCGCAUGUUCGGCUAA